UCACAUUGCGGCGGAAAACGUUUAGACUAGCAUAAUUAUAUAAAAUUUAUCUCAGCCUUAAACAAUUUUGCGGCAAUGAGACGAUUCAUUCUUCUCACCUUCAUUGGCAUAUUUUUAAUGAAGAAUGUCACAUCGUCGAAAAAUCAGGAAUAUCCUUCGCGUCUAGCAUGGUUGUUUGGUUUAAACAAUACACAACAUGAAACUGAGGAACGAAAUGAAACUAACGACGAAAAUAAGCCAACUGUAUGUCAAUCUCAAGAAUGCAAAAAAAUCGCUCAGAUAAUAACGGAGAGCAUGGACAAAUCUGUAGAUCCGUGCGACGAUUUCUACGAAUACGCUUGUGGAAAAUGGUUGGAGCAUAAUCCCGCUCCAAAAGGAAUGAAAUCCUGGAGUAUGUUUGCAAGUGCACAAGUAAAUGUCAUAAAGAAAAUAACAGAAAUUUUCGACGAAGGUCCAAAGAAAGACGAUCUUUUGGCGGUAAAGCUCGCGAAGAAGUGGUACGCAGUCUGCAUGGAUACAGAUGCAAUGGAUAGUCAAGGGCUUGAACCGCUUGUUUUUACCUUAUCGAGGAUCGGCGGCUGGCCGAUGAUAAUGGAACCUGAUGAAUGGAACGAGGAGGAGUACAGCUGGCAAAAAGUGGAUGAUCAAUAUGUGCGCUUGAUAGGAAGGAAUGCUUUUCACGACGUGCGAGUGAACGAAAAUCGGACUUUAAACGAAUCCCAGAAAACAGUGCAUGUGUCUAUUCCCCACUUACCUCCGGCUUCGUUUAAACUCUGGGGUGAAGCCGAUAGCGAAGAGGAAGUAGACGGAAGCGACGAGGAUCUCAGCGACGAGGAGAAGCAAAGCAACGAGCAAAAUGAUAGUCAAGAACCUGGAAGCGAAGGCCAAGACGAUAACAAAAACGAUAGUACUAACAAUAAUGGUAAUGAAGAUGAUAAUAAUGGUGACAAUGAAGAUAAUGACGAUAAUAAUAACGAUAAAAAUAGCGAUGAAGAAAAUGAUGAUAAAGAUAAUGACGACUAUAAUGAUGAUAAAAAUGAUGAUGAAAAGAAUGACAAUAAUGAUACAAACAAACAGGAUGACGAUAACAAUAAUGGUACACGCGAACACGAUGACGAUGAAGAAAACAAGGAAAAAAGAAUCAGGGUGAAAAAAGGUGGUAAAUUCGCGAAAAAGAAAAAAUUAGAGCAUAGUAGAAAAAUUAAGAGUGACAUCAACUCCAAGAAGCACGAGAAUCACAAGAUAAAGAAAGACAGAAUAAAAAGACGGGUGAUACCGAAUGUUCGCGAGAAAUUACGCACGCGAAAGAUUGAAAAGAAUCACGUGAAGCAAACACGUAAGGAAAGAGUAAAGAAAACUUUAAAGACUUCGCAGAUUAGCACCGAAGAAACGACUGACAAAUACGAUAUGAUGAAACUAUAUGCUGAUUACGUCUCGAAAGUAGCUCGCGCCAUAGCCGAAGCAAGAGGCGUUGAAAUCUCAGAGGAACACUUGUAUAAAGAUAUCCAAGACAUGAUCAAAUUUCACAUAAAACUAGUUGAAAUUACUACAGGAGGAGGAAAAGAAAAGGAAUUAACGCUUAAUGACUUCCAGGAAUGGUAUGAAAGAAAGAUACCCAAAACUUCCAACAGCGCAAUUGACUGGUUGUACAAAAUUGGAGAGUUAUUUGACGAAGCUCACGUGCCUGUGAGUGGUGAUAUGGAUAUAAAAAUUAGUAACCUAGAUUACUUCAGUAAUCUUAUAUCUUUGCUAGACGAUACAUCGAGUCGAACAAUCGUGAAUUAUAUACAUUGGAACUUUUUAAGCAGAAUAAUAAGAACUACUACGAUUAAAAUGAGAAAAUUAUAUGAUGCAUGGGAAGAAAAAGAGAAGAAUGAUGAUGAUCAGAUUCUUGGAAUUUCAGCAAGAUCGUUCAAAUGCACGAGGGAAGUAGAGAUGAGCGACAUGCUAGCAUACGAGUAUGUGAGAAAACAUUUCUCUGAUGAAAUCACGACAGCUGCAUCGGACAUGAUGGAUGAUAUACAAAAGGAAGUUGAAUAUCAAAUUAAAGACUCAGACUGGGUAGAUGAGGAUACUAAGGAUUUUGUUUUAGCAAAAUUAGUGCAUAUGGAGAAAUUUAUCGGAUAUCCAAAUUGGUAUAGAAAUAACACUAUUGUUAAACGAUAUUACCAAGGUCUUAUUAUUGGCAACUCGUAUUAUGAAAAUACAUUGAGCUAUGAAAGAUACAGCAAGUGGAAAGAGCUACGAAAGUUGUUGAAGGAGGAUGAAGACGAUGAAAUAAUGAUGAAUCCUGUAAUGGUAACUGCCUUUUUCUCACCGGAUCUUAAUUCCGUAGCCCUCUCGGCAGCAGAUUUUCAGAGUCCAUUGUUUGCUUUCGGUCGACCACAAGCUAUUAAUUAUGGUAUUGUUGGAACAAUCAUGGGUCACGAAGUUAAUCACGGAUUUGAUGACUCUGGCCAUUUAUAUAAUAAGAAAGGAAAAAUUGUGGAAUGGUUAUCCGCAAUGGCCGAAGCAUAUGGCAAAAGAGCAGAGUGUUUUGUGGAACAGUUUAAUAAUUAUGCCAUCAACAAUAUAUCGAAUACAAUAAAGAACUAUGGCAAUCAAACAGCGGGAGAGAAUAUCGCGGAUACAAUGGGAUUAGAGGCAGCGUUUAGAGCAUAUCAAAGAAGAGAAAGGGAAUGCGGAAAGCCGAAUACCGUAUUACCAGGCCAGGAAAAUCUCACUAACGAUCAACUUUUCUUCCUAUCUUUUGCCAACUUGUGGUGUGAAGAUCCGGCAACGAGUGCUAUCAAAGCUAAACAUGACAUACAUAGCAUCGGACGAUUGAGAGUGACAGGAACUGUUUCAAAUUCGCACGACUUCGCCAAAGCUUAUAAUUGUCCGGUCGGCAGUGCAAUGAAUCCCGAAAAGAAAUGUCAUAUCUGGAAGUGAAUUAUUUCUACGAAUGUAAGCAAUUAAACCAAUGCUUCA
Molecule: messenger RNA, 2970 nt
Organism: Trachymyrmex septentrionalis
Lineage: Eukaryota; Metazoa; Arthropoda; Insecta; Hymenoptera; Formicidae
Product: neprilysin-1-like
Exons: 18
Coding region: 76-2931 (951 amino acids)
Biological process (GO): protein processing
Cellular component (GO): plasma membrane
Molecular function (GO): metalloendopeptidase activity
Source: RefSeq, a predicted model, not a curated record